GUUGUGAAUACUUCAGCUGCCUGUUAUAGGGAGGUGCGCAUGCGCGGCUCGGUAGCUUGUGUAGUUGGUGCCGUAGGCUGUGCUUUGAGUGUGUAAUGAGCGGAGCUGUCGAGUCGCAGUAGUCGUGUAAUUUACUGACAUUACGGGCUUUCUGAAUGCUAUACGAAUGCUCUUAAAAUCCAGGUAUAACAAACAUAUAGCUACAAUCAAAGCGUUGGUCCGGAGUAGCUGCUGAAUGUUUACGUCAAGAGACCUGACAUCCUUUUAUCGGAUCGUCUUUACCACCACCAGUUGGUAAUCUUCUUCACUGAAGUCCUCAGCUUUAAGAACUACACAAAAAAACAUGAGCGAUCUUGUGUUUUGGAAUCAGCUGAAGGCUGGCAGCUCCGAGGUUGACUGGUGUGAAGGCAAUUACCUAAUUUAUCCUGGAAUUGCGGAGUUUUACAACACGAUAAGCAACGUACUGUUUUUUAUUUUGCCACCUAUUUUAAUGUGCUUAUUUCGUCAGUACGCCACACAUUUCAACAGUGGGAUUUAUCUAAUAUGGACGCUGCUGGUUGUGGUUGGUAUUGGCUCCACAUACUUCCAUGCCACCCUCAGCUUCCUGGGCCAGAUGCUGGACGAGCUGGCCAUUCUGUGGGUCCUGAUGUGUGCCAUUGGCAUGUGGUUCCCCAAGAGAUACUUACCCAAGGUCUUCCGGCGAGACAGGUCAAGGUUCAAGGUGGUGGUUGCCAUCCUCUCGGGGAUCACCACAGGCCUGGCCUUCAUCAAACCUGCCAUUAACUCCUUGUCGCUGAUGACCCUGGGGAUUCCCUGCACUGCUUUGCUCAUCACAGAACUCAGAAGGUGUGAGAAUCUCCGUGUGUUCAAGCUGGGUCUCCUCUCUGGCCUGUGGUGGACCCUGGCCCUCCUCUGCUGGCUCAGUGACAGGAUUUUCUGUGAGAUGUGGUCGUCUGUCAACUUCCCAUACCUGCAUUGUGCAUGGCACAUUCUGAUCUGCCUGGCGUCCUACCUGGGCUGUGUGUGCUUCGCCUACUUCGACGCUGCGGCUGAGGCGCCUGAGCAGGGCCCCGUCAUCCUGUUCUGGCCCAGUGAGAAGUGGGCCUUCAUCGGCGUGCCCUACGUCACCUUGCUGUGCGUCCCCAAGAAGUCCUGCGUCAAGAUCACGUAGGCCCCCGCGUGGACCGCCGAGGACCGUGAAGAGCCGCGCAUUCUCAUGCAAGACGGACUUCCUGCAAGCGACACGUUACGUGCCUGCUGUGGUCACUGGGGAGGAGGAGAAUAGUACAGAUAUGCAGGUGAACCAAACCGAUCUUUGCAGGACAAACUUGCUGGAGGAGAAAGGACUUCCUGGACUGCCGAUCCUUUGUUUUUCCACCACCUUUCUUGGAAUGGUGGAAGUCAGCGGUUCUGUUCUCGGAGAUGUCAACCUCUCCAGCGUAUGGUAACAUGUCAUUGGCGCCUCCAAGCCAUUCAUAAAUCGAGCUGCUUCUGACCAUUUCCUUGGGUGCUUGUGGCCUCUCACAAGGCCUCAUUUCAGUUUAACACUGUAAAGGUGUUAACUCUAAAAGACUUCAAAGGAGUAAAACUUUUCUAAUUUGCCUUUUUUUUGCACAUUAUUAAACUUUUUGUAUUUGGCUUUAACGUUGAUACUGGAAUUUUGAGGUUGAUUUCUGUGCUCGACACGAGCAUCCCUCAUGUCUGUAUCUGACUGACGGGUGAAACGAUACAAACGACGUAGCCCUCAGACCGUGUAACUGUACGCUAUGUGUUUCAUUCCUGUGACGGAUCUGCUUUUCGGGCUUCGGUAACAUUCAGUGGACUGAAUUGAGUUUGCUUUAAAGUUUGGUUUUUUUUUUUCGUUUCUCCUCUGCUGCUCUUUCAGUCUGUGUUCAACUUGGAUGUUUGGACUAAGAUGCCAUUAGCAUCUUCACUUUAGCGCGUGAAGAGAACCCGCUGAGAUUUAUAAAGUUCUUACGAAUGUCUUGACCAUUUGCUUUGAGGUACUCUCUGCGUUGUCAGAAAUCCUAGUAUCUGCGACUUGUUGAUGUACAGUAGCGUCUGGCAGAUGGACUCUGCUAAACUACAGUAAGCUAAUAAACCAGGUGCACAUUU
Messenger RNA from Brienomyrus brachyistius, 2115 nucleotides. RefSeq names its product alkaline ceramidase 2. Gene Ontology annotation, biological process: ceramide metabolic process. NCBI's taxonomy places the organism in Eukaryota, Metazoa, Chordata, Actinopteri, Osteoglossiformes, Mormyridae. Gene Ontology annotation, cellular component: membrane. Gene Ontology annotation, molecular function: hydrolase activity, acting on carbon-nitrogen (but not peptide) bonds, in linear amides. The record is from RefSeq and is a predicted model, not a curated record. The transcript is spliced from 6 exons. Bases 344 to 1171 code for a protein of 275 amino acids.